CCGCGGACGGCGCAGUAAAACAUUGGGUUCUGCCUGAUCCAACGCUAGAGCUUGACUACUGGCAGUCCAGCGCAGACGAUCGCGGGAGGUGGGCGCGUGAUUUGUUCAAGCGAUUAGGGGAAAAGCCAUAUCGGAGUGUGAGCGAAAUAACAAGGGGAAGUCGCCAUCCAGUACGAAAUUUACACGCGCAACAGCUCUCGCAGUCUGCACAACAACUUCUCAUUGCGCAAGACGACGGGCGGGUUAUGCUGUAUUUAUGAAAAGGAAAAACCAAUAUUUGAUUUGCAAAAGUCUCCGGGAUAUGGAUUCCGUCCCCCAACGGCAAAGAGAGAGAGAGACUAUGUUCUCAAAUUGUUAUUCUGUCCCCAUGCGACAUAGAUAUUUUUUUGGUUCCUGAUUCAUACCCAGAGGGCAUUGGCGCGCGUUUCGUAUUGAAGCAGGCGUUCGCGCUGAGCACUCAAGCGGUGUAUAGUGCGCGAUGGAAUACAGGAGUGUGCAACAUUUUCGCAGCAGGGACGCGCGAUAAGAAAAUUGCGGUUUACGACACACGGAGAGAAGGACGAGGUCGGCCGUGUAUCUCUAUCCUGACCUCUGCACCAGUGGGCUGUGUCCGAUGGCGACCAACGCAUGCUCUAUGCGACCCCCACAUUCUCGCUUCCAGCAGCUCGGUUAUGGAUCAUCAGGUACUUCCUAUUUUUGAUCUCUAAAAACUCAGAAGGUUUCUUGGAGGAAAAGUCGGUCACGGUUAUGCUUUUUCACGAAGAAAUAUUCUAAAUCGCUUGCUGGUUAAUGCCCGCUAUUCAGAGCUUUCUCGACCUCAAUUUCUCGACCCAAAAUGUCCAAACAGAUUCUAAUUUGGGACAUGCGCGCAACGUCAAUGCCGACAUUUGUGUUUAACACGCACAAGAAGAAUGAGUGUGCCUCUGACUUUUUUUGGGCCUCUGAGGAUCACAUUAUAUCCUGUGGCAAGGACUCAACGCUACAGAUGCACUCCCUUCGAAAUGCGCAUCAGCCGCUUCAAUCUUUCUCAAACUGCAAAGCGUCAUGCGGUGGCAGCCGAGAAAUAGUCUCUGUGGCGGCGCAAGUGAACCGACAGGUAAUACGUUCUAAAAAGUAGAAGAACCUGUAGUACAACAGCUACAUGAGUCACAGAAGUGAACAGGGCAACACGUUAAGCAGGAUAAAAUGAAUAUCAAUAUCAAUGAAUAUCAAAGUUUUUUCUUUCAUGCUGUUGUCCCAUAGGGCCUCGUGCGGACGCACCCCGCGCAAAAUUAUCCUAGAAUGUUGCAGUCUUUUCCGGACGACCUCGUUUUUGCGCCUGAUCGAUUCAAGUGGCGGCACAACAAGUGGACAGCGCGGUGGACGACAGCGAAUUCGAUUGCAGAGGUCCCGGUGACGAGAUUCAACGCGAGUCUUACUUUCGACGACAACCCGACCCUGUUUUUGGAGAAACUAAUCGAACAAAAGGGGCCACGUUUUUGGGACCAACUCGAGGCGACCCAGACGACGCAGUCACCGCACCUUUACAACGUAGCGAAGAAUCUCAGCGACUGGGCUGCCUGGUGCAGAAGCAACCAGCUGAAAGCAGAGGAGAAAAUCUUCCGUCGUGUAGCAAGGAUCUUUGGACCUGGAGAACCCAGUGAAGGGGAGCUAUCAAAAGUAGGAAGCACGGAACAGCCUGUAGUAGUGUUAAAUACACUAAAUGGAGAGGCGCAACAACGAGUGUCCUCAUCACAAUCGGGUACCUUUACACAGUAUCGGAGCAGCUGUUCGAGCAGUGCCAGCAAUUCGCCGCAGGAAGCCCAGCAAUCUUCCAGGAUGUCCCCAUCCGCACCAGAGUUGCGACACGCCUCCACAGGCCCUCCAGGCGCGGUGACAUUUUUUGCCGACGUCUCGGCUGGAAGUGUGCGGGUCCUGCAGAAAACUCCCUCUGCAGUCUCGAAUUGCUUCGCGUCGAGUCACGACACUUCUCCCUCCUUAUCGCGUCGGGCGUCGAGCUCGCAACUUGAUAAUGUUGUUGAUGGGGCCAUCAAUAGCAUGUUGACGAGAGCUGUAGGAGAUGGGGAUCGAGAAUUCUCGCUUGCUGGUCCGCUCAACGUGAGAAAAAUAGAGCGCAUUCUCUUGCAAAGAACAGCGUCUACUACACCACAAAAAACUACACGUGCGCCAAACUCGAUUGAUGCAUCUUUCAGAACAAUAAGACGAGAAGAUCCAGAUGGCCAGCAGCAUGGUUCAUCUGCUGGUGAUCCUGUCAUCGUAAGUAGUGAAACAAGCAACAGCCCAAACGAAGGAGACCAGAAGGUUUCAAUCAUACGCCAUCAACUACAACAAGCACAGGAAAUAGUGUCUGAACAGCAGAACGCGAAUUACGUGACUGUUGUAUCCGUCCUCGCAGCGGUUUUUCUGGAUCUUGAGAACCCAGGGUGGGUCAGGUGGUUCCAGAGUAUGGCGGAUUUACUGCAACGGCUAGGUAAGCGGUAUCUGCGAACGCUUUUGGUGCGCAGCGCGCCAGUCGAGUCCAUCCGAAUGAAACAGUAUCAGAAUCUUCCCCUCGGUUGCGCAGCGUGCUCCACUCCCUUCUUUCCACCACAUUAUGGAGAUUCUACUCCUGUAAAGAAAACAGAUUAGAAUAGAAACGGGUGCCUUACAAUCUUAUUAUCUAUCACGACGAGAUCAUUGUUGCUGGUGGCAAUGUCAACAAGCAACGAAAGGUCUCAUUGAGCGAUGGCGCACAUACCCUAGUUAUUUUUUUCGCAUGCUUCCUUCAUCUCUCUACAACGGCCAAUGAGUGCGCGAAUGAGCCGCAGUCGGUUGCGGAGACGGCGCCUGGCUCUUCUCCUUCCUCGUCGGCUGGUUUUCUACGCCUCAUGAGCAACGUAGGGGAGAGUAGCAUCUUCAAAGUCGGUAGUGGACCGAGUGAGCCGCCUGAUGGCAGUCCUGGCCAACUGACGCAAGGAGGUGGACAGAGCGUGCGCAGCACGGCCUCUACCGGUGUCCUUUUGUCACGGGCAGACUCUCUGGGUGGAAAUGCAUCCAUGUUUGAUACGACGAGGAGUGUCUCGCCAGUUCCUUGCGAUGCGAACGCACCCCCAAGCCAACAGAGUCCAGAUGGUACCGACGUGAACAGCGCUGCGAGGAGUCCACUAGGCGCGGCAUCGAGCGCAUUAGAACCGCCUGCACAACAAAUCGAGUUCGUUUUCGAGCAAGACCUCGGGAAGGGCGCGGAAGAAACCUGUGGAGGCGCCACCACAAUGUCUGGAUCAACCAUGGAUGCCACACCGUCGAUGAGCCCGACCCCAACUGAUGGAGGCGGAAUUCUCCUUCAGAGCUCAACAAAUACUGCGACCAACCCACGUGCUAAAAAUCCUCUCCCGGAUGGCAGUCACAACGGACUCGCUGCUCGUUUGAACGAGGUUGCCACAGGAAUAGUCGUAAGCGAUCCGAAAACUACAGACAAUACUGCGACACAAGAAGCGCCGGCUUCGCCGACCUCUCGCACCCCGUUGAAACCUCCAACUACAGCAGUCAGCGACGAGCCUGCAAAGACUACCAGCGCAGGAGCAGCCUCCGCCAAGGUCCUUGCGAGGCCAGAGCAGAAGUGCAUGCGUUGCAGCAGGCCGAAGGGCCGCUGUGUAGUUUGUCACAAGGUGGUGCGGGGACUCUGGGUCGCGUGCCCCAUUUGCGGCAACGGAGGACACAUGAUGCAUAUGGCCCGAUCCUUAGCCACGCACGGAAAAUGCGUCAUCUGCGUUUCGGAAACAAUCGUCGCCCAGGUGGCCACCUAA
Messenger RNA from Amoebophrya sp. A25, 3785 nucleotides. NCBI's taxonomy places the organism in Eukaryota, Dinophyceae, Syndiniales, Amoebophryaceae. The record is from the annotation of a GenBank genome assembly.